CAUUCUUUCUUUCACGUCACCAUUCAGGACACGCUACUCCACUUGACUUCUCUGCAGGACCAUGCAGUCGCUGCAACACAAGGCUUCUGAGUGGAGCGGAGUUGACACGGCCGACGCCUUCGCCAUUGAUGACACCAAUUUGUUUCAGAAAUUAGGCCUCGAUGCUUUCAUUAACCUCUCCACAAAUUUCUAUAACAGGGUUUACGAUGAUGAGGAAGACUGGUUUCGGUUAAUUUUCUCAAACUCGAAGAAAGAAGAUGCAAUACAAAACCAAUACGAGUUCUUUGUGCAGAGAAUGGGUGGGCCUCCCCUGUACUCGCAGAGGAAAGGGCAUCCUGCUCUGAUUGCACGCCACCGACCAUUUCCUGUCACGCAUCAAGCUGCAGAGAGAUGGCUACAUCACAUGCAAGAUGCAUUAGACAACACCCCAGAUAUUGAUUCUGAUUCCAAAAUCAAAAUGAUGAAUUUUUUCAGGCACACGGCAUUCUUUCUCGUGGCUGGAGAUGAGUUGAAGAAUCCGAACCAACAAGUUGCAUGUAAACAUGCUACUAGCAAACCAGCUGCAGAGUAAAAUUAUUGACAUGAUUUUCUUUUCCCUUUGGUGAGGAAUCAGAUCGUAAUAAGGAAAUUAUGAAACUUACAGUAAAGUUUUUCUAGAUUUCUAAUGCAAAACUUGAGAAAUUUCCAUAUUUCUUAUAUAUGCUUCUCAUUGUAAUCUUGGUAAUUUGUAAGCAACUCGAGUUAUAGUUUUAUUACCUUUGGAUUUACUGACCACAGAUCUCUGUUUUUUUAUGAGCAAUCAACAGUCAGGGUAUGGUGAUUGGA
Messenger RNA from Carica papaya (papaya), 825 nucleotides. RefSeq names its product hemoglobin 3 (gene GLB3). The record is from RefSeq and is a predicted model, not a curated record. Gene Ontology annotation, molecular function: heme binding; oxygen binding; oxygen carrier activity. Lineage: Eukaryota; Viridiplantae; Streptophyta; Magnoliopsida; Brassicales; Caricaceae. Gene Ontology annotation, biological process: oxygen transport.